Penicillium soppii is the source of this 618-nucleotide messenger RNA. Its product is annotated as zinc finger HIT domain-containing protein. Lineage: Eukaryota; Fungi; Ascomycota; Eurotiomycetes; Eurotiales; Aspergillaceae. Bases 1 to 618 code for a protein of 205 amino acids. The record is from RefSeq and is a predicted model, not a curated record. The transcript is spliced from 2 exons.
AUGGCUGGUUCUUGUGAGGUUUGCUCUUCAGAGCCCUCAAAAUAUCGCUGUCCCACAUGUCAAUUGAUGAGUUGCUCGCUCGCGUGCACGCAAGCGCAUAAAAUCUACUGUACUGCGAAACCACCAUCGAAUGAGAAAUCGAGCAACUCGCCCAAUGUCAACCCGCCUGAUGUCAACCCACCCGAUGUCAGCCCACCCGAUUUCAACCCACCACAGGACGAUGCAAACAUUGAAAAGGUCGGACCCGGCUCAAAAGCCCCCACAUUCAACUCUGCAGAAGUUGCGACCUCACCGGAGAUGAAAGAGCUUCUCGAUAGCCACCCGCAACUUCGCAGUCAGCUACAAGAGUUAUACCAGUUGACACUGGAAGAAGAAUGGGAGGAAUCAUACACGGCACCAGCACGAGGACGGGGACGUGGUCGUGGCCGAGGUCGGGGCGGCAUGAACACUCGCAACCGGGGCCCUUGGAAUUCCGAGAAAGGCUUCAAUCGAGGCUUGGGCAGACUCCGAAAAAUGAGGCAGGAUUGUGAGGAUGGGAAGGAGACUGGCCAGAAUGCUGAGGCUUUCAUGCGGUUUAUGGCACUUGUCAAUCGCGGCCAAGGAGACCAAACAGUCUAA